GGUGCAACAUGCAAAUUACUAUUUCUAAAUUGAAGAUACUGCUCUCCCUGCAAAGCGAUUGAAAGAAGAGAAAUCCGUAAGAAUAUUUACGAUUCCCAAAAUUUGAAGCCCUAAUGGAAGCAAACGAUUCAGUGAACUUGACAGAUUUGUUCUUCAAAGCCCUAAUUCAAGAAGAAGAAAGCGGUGAGAGGGUGUAUGAAGUCGUCAAUCGGGUAACCGGUGCAACCUACGGCCUGAAGGAAUUCAGCAGCCACUACCACUCCAGCAGUCGAGCAGAAAUCGGCCGCGAAAUUCAGAUAGUUAAGCAAUUGGAUCAUCCGAACCUCGUGAAAUGCUACGAGGUGUUCUUUGUCGGAGACAUGAUUUAUCUUCUUUUCGAGCACAUGGACCGUGGCUCCCUUUUCGGCGCUAACAUCCGGAGUGAAUCCGAUCUCGCUAGUGUCGCGUAUCAAGUUCUACUGGGGUUAGCUUACCUUCACGAAAACAGAAUUUCGCACAACGACAUUAGACCCUCGAAUAUCUUCGUCAAUUCCAUGGAGGAAGUCAAGGUUUUAUAUCUGGGGAAAAGUUUUUCUAAGACUCCCUUGGUGGUGAGUGGAAUUGGAGCAUUUCAUGAUGAGUUUUCGUGGGAUGUAUGGAGUGUAGGAUCGAGUAUUUUGAAGUUGUACAAGGAUUCGCAUUUGGGUUUUAGGGACAGAGAUAUUCACCAAGUCAAUGACCAACAAGAUUUCGACUUGUUGUGGGAGAUGCAGAAAUCACCUCAGAGUCUGGAAGCGCAGGUGCAGAAAACAUCGGCCGAUCUAUGGACGUUUCUCGCGAGUUGUAUGCAGACCGAUUUAUCCAAGAGGUGGACUGCCAAGGAACUAGUUAGCCACCCCUUUGUUGGCCAGCUGCAUUUGCGCACAGAGGACGCAAUGGAGAAGAUGAUUAAAGCUGAAACUUCUGCAUCUCUCUCUGAUGCACUAUCCUGUGUAACAGAAGAGCAACUUGGUCCAGAAAAGAAAAAUCUGUUUAUGUUAAGGAGGAUGAUUAAAGCUGAAACUUCUGCAUCUCUUGCACCAUACUGGGUAACAGAAGAGCAACUUGAACCAGAAAAGAAAAAACUGAAAAUUUCUGUAGAGGAUAAGGAUAGCACAUACAUGGUGGAAACUCCAAAAGAUCCUGCACAACAUGUACCUCUUGUACAGUUGGGGCUUCAUCAUAUAUUGAAUUGUCUUCAAAGAUGCAUCCAACACUGCACCUUAUUUCUUCCAGAUUAUGAAUUUGGAAAGGAUAAAUUGGUUCAGCUGUGGAUUGCUGAAGCUUGCAUUGAAGUAGAAGCACCAAAAAGAAUGGAGGAUGUGGCUAACUCAUAUUUUGAUAUUUUGGUUCAUGAGGAAUUCAUAAUACAGUCAAGUUUUGAUAAUCUUUACCGACACGCAAUAUACAAAGUCAACGCAUCUAAAGUUUCUACUUGGAACCUUCGAGGUGGUAAUUAUUUAAGAAUUGAAGAAGGUAAUUUGGGAAAGAUUUCUGGAGAAGCCCUACAUUUGACAUGGCACUGUAAGAGGCUCGAUCGAACUCUAUCUGAUGCUCUGAAAAAUUUCAAGCAACUCCGCACACUCCUAGUUUUUGAGGAUUGCGGUGCUGUGAUCAAGCAAUUGCCCAGUGGUAUCUUUUCGGGCUUAAAGCUCUUAAGAACGUUGGAUUUAAGUCGUACCUAUAUAUCAGAAUUACCUGACUCCAUUGGAACAGUGGAAUCUUUACGAUGUCUUGAUGUGUCUGAGACUUCCAUCACGAGAUUGCCUGAAUCAACUGCUCGUCUUCUUUUUCUGCAAACAUUAAGACUCAGCCGCUGCUUUGGACUUUCUGCAUUGCCAAGAGGAUUGAGUAGGUUAGUUAACCUUCGCCAUCUGGAUCUUGACAUUAUUAGCCAAUUGAAGUCCAUGCCUACAGGAAUGGGAAAUUUAUCUAAACUUCAGACAUUAAAGGCAUUCAUUGUGGGAAAGAAUGAUGGAUGUGGCAUAGGAGAGUUGAAAAACAUGAAUGACAUUACGGGAUCAUUUUGUAUCUCAAGGCUUGAAAAUGUAACCAAUGCAGAGGAGGCAAAGCAAGCUGCACUGGCUGAUAAACAACGCAUAGAUAAGCUGGAGUUGAGAUGGCAUCCUCAUGGAAAUGACAGUUCCCAGGAUACAACAGAAAUUUUAGAAUGUCUACAACCACAUUUUCACCUCAAAGAGUUAGAAAUAAUAUUUUUUAGUGGUUUGAAGCUUCCUAGUUGGAUAAGCAAUCCAUCCUUCACCAAAAUUGCCAGCAUUACUCUUUACAAGUGCAUAAAUUGUGAUAUCCUUCCGUCUAUGGGGGAACUACCUUCUCUGAAGACUCUCCACAUUGUUGGGAUGAAAAUGGUGAGGGACAUUAACACCUUGUUCUGCAGAACUCAUGGAGCUUGUGGAUUUAAUGCAUUUCCUCUGCUAGAGGAAUUGACAUUUGACAACAUGCCUAACCUUGAAGAAUGGACUGGAAUACAGGAUGGUGAUUUCCCAUGUUUACGUCGCCUUUCCACAAGAUAUUGCCCUAAACUUUCUGUUCUUCCAUCUAUGUCCUAUUUCUGCUCUCUCCAACAUUUGGAAGUCAGUUACUGCAUGCAGUUGAUUUCUUUGGCUGAAGGACUACUGCCAGGUUCCCUUGAAAAUCUAAUAAUAAGAGACUGCCCUAAUUUGAACGAGCGGUGUAACCGGGAUGGAGGACAAGAUUGGUUCAAGAUUGCUAACGUAAAAAACAUAUGGAUUGACUUGCAAAAACUUUCAUUAGAUUAAGCUUGCAAUCUCAACUUCAGAAGGUAUGUCUUGUCAUUGACAGUUGUGACAUACGAGGAACAGAGCUUGUGCAUCUUUGGAAUUUGUUCCUAUUUGAAGCUCAUGGGUUCGAUUCUCCCUUUCAAUGUGUGUCGUGAUAAAUUGGACAGAUUCGAAAGGAAAAGAACAUUUUAGGUACAUCUCUUUGCUUUUACAUGGUUUGGAAUGUAGAAAAUCCUUGUCAUGCUAUUUGAUGUUCACCUCAAUUUUCUUAUGUUGCAUGGGUUUGACACAUAAAGAAUCGGAACUUAUGUUGCAUGGGUUUGACACAUAAAGAAUCGGAACUUAUGUUGCAUUGGUAUGAUAUGGACAAACAAAUAUGAUAAUUGCAAUUACA
Messenger RNA from Sesamum indicum (sesame), 3174 nucleotides. RefSeq names its product putative disease resistance protein RGA4. Gene Ontology annotation, biological process: protein phosphorylation. The record is from RefSeq and is a predicted model, not a curated record. NCBI's taxonomy places the organism in Eukaryota, Viridiplantae, Streptophyta, Magnoliopsida, Lamiales, Pedaliaceae. Gene Ontology annotation, molecular function: ATP binding; protein kinase activity.